AUGUUGGUUGAUUUUGUUUCUAUUGCAAUACCCGAUGAGGCUGGUGCUAAACCUUAUUCUUGUCUGGUCUGUGAGCAGAAAUUCUACUUCAAAUGUGAGCUUGAGAAACACAUGAAGGUUCACUUUGGUAAAGAUCCUUUUAAAUGUCUUGUGUGUGAAAAGAAAGUUAGCACUAUUCAUCGUUUGGAAUAUCAUUGUCGUGUUCACACUGGAAUUAAACCUUACCAAUGUGAUCAGUGUGAACGGACAUUCAAUUAUCAAUUUCAGUUGAAAAACCAUAAACUGGUACAUACUGGCCGUCAACAGAUGCAGUGUGAAAUCUGUGGUAAAUACUAUACUUGUUUAAAGAGUUUGAAGAGACAUCAGUUUUAUCAUCUGAAUGAUGAGGACAAACCAUAUCAAUGUGAAACAUGUGGUAAAGGCUUUACAUGUGCUAAUUACUUCAAAAUUCAUCAGAGAACUCAUACUGGAGAAAAACCCUAUCAAUGUGAUACUUGUGGUAAAGCUUUUGCUCAUAGCAGUACCUAUCAUCAUCAUGUAAAAAUACAUCAGAAACAGAAAAACUUUGUUUGUGGUGUGUGUGGCCUGGCAUUUACCUCUCAAUACUAUCUUCAGACUCAUAUGGUAGAACAUUCUGGAGAGGAACCUUUACAUUGUGAUGUUUGUCAACAUGCAUUUUUCUCUAAGAAAGGUCUCUCAUCUCAUAUAUUGAUAAACCCAGCUGAUUUAAAGACCUUCAAGUGUCUGGUUUGUGAAAAGACUUACAAAGACUAUUAUGAUAUAAAGAUUCAUAUGAUGGCUCAUUCUGGUAUCAAACCUUACAAAUGUGACAUGUGUUCAGAAUCGUUCUGUAAGAGAUCAGUUCUGGCCCUCCAUAAAAUGAAACAUACUGGAGAGAAACCUCAUUCCUGUGAUGUUUGUGGAGAAUCUUAUAUAACCAAAAAUUUGCUGAAGUUACACAUGAGUAAACAUACUGGAGUUAAACCAUAUAAAUGUAAAGUUUGUCUGGAAGCUUUCUCAAAAAGUCUAAAGAAUUAUGUGGAAUCUAAAAUAAAGGAACAUAAUCAUGUGUGUGAUAUAUGUGGUAAAUCAUACCAUGAGAGGUUCAGCUUGAAAAUUCACAUGAGAACACAUACCAAGGAGAAACCAUAUAAAUGUGACACCUGUGGUAGAGGUUUUACAUCAUCAACCAACAGAAGACGACACAAAAUGACCCAUUCUGGUGAAAAACUGUUUAAAUGUCCAUUCUGUGAACUCUCUUUUUAUGUCAGGGCUGAUCUGAACAAACAUAAGAAGACUCAUAGUUCUGAGAGACCAUUUCAAUGUGAUGAAUGUGGUAAAGCCUUUAAGACCAAAUCCACUCUCAGAGAUCACAUUAAAUUUCAUGUUGGUGCCAAACCAUUUGAAUGUGAUCUAUGUGAUAAGGCAUUUGUCUUGAAGACUUGCUUAACCACCCAUAGACGCACUCACACUGGAGAAAAGCCUUUUGGAUGUACCCUAUGCUUCAGGAAGUUUUCUGAUAAUCGCUCUAGAAAGAAACAUGAAGCUACCCAUGGAGCCAACCCUAAUAAUGCCACCACCAUUAUGACUGAAUCUGUUUAUCAAUUACCUCCUCAACCUCAACAGAAUGUUUCACCUCAUCUGAUGCCAAUUCAACAUCAUAGAUCUUUACCCAUGCAUCAUCCACCUCACUCUAUAUCACAUCAAAUGAUCCCUUCCUUACCACCAUCUAUACCACAUCCUAUUCCUCAACGCAUGCAACCUAUUCAACACCCUAGAAUGCCUGCACAUCAACCUAACUCUAUAUCAAUUGAUGGAGUAGAAAUUAAUCAGGCUGUAUCAUUUAUAGAACUGGGAACUUACCAUCAAUUAUAA
Messenger RNA from Lottia gigantea (owl limpet), 1875 nucleotides. RefSeq lists its product as hypothetical. NCBI's taxonomy places the organism in Eukaryota, Metazoa, Mollusca, Gastropoda, Lottiidae. The coding region runs from base 1 to 1875 and encodes 624 amino acids. The record is from RefSeq and is a predicted model, not a curated record. The transcript has 3 exons.